Molecule: messenger RNA, 1478 nt
Organism: Syzygium oleosum
Lineage: Eukaryota; Viridiplantae; Streptophyta; Magnoliopsida; Myrtales; Myrtaceae
Product: WAT1-related protein At1g68170-like
Exons: 7
Coding region: 198-1439 (413 amino acids)
Cellular component (GO): plasma membrane
Molecular function (GO): transmembrane transporter activity
Source: RefSeq, a predicted model, not a curated record
GGCCUUGUUCUCUGCUGCGUUAUAUAUACCCCAACGUUCGCUCCUUUUCUCUGCAACAUUCAUCACUCAUUUUCAGUAAAGAGAUUCAGCAAAAAUGACAUCCUUUUCAAUUUUCACGUUGAAUUAAGGUAGUUUCACGAUCGUUCAAGAAACCGAAAUCUCAAGAGAAGGGAGAGAGAGCGAGAGGGUUUCAAGCGAUGGCGAUGCAUCGUUUGUUUGAGGCCGUGCACAAAAUGAAGGCCCCGUUGAUGAUGGUGGUCGUCCAGGUCGUGCUUGCCAGCGUCAACAUACUGUAUAAGCUGGCCGCGAGCAACGGGAUGAACCUGACUCUCGUCGUCGCCUACCGGUUAAUAUUCGCGACCGCUGUCCUGGCCCCUCUGGCUUUCUUCUUAGAAAGGAAGAGCUGGCCAAAGAUAACAUGGAUAGUGCUUGCGCAAGCCUUCUUUUGUGGGCUAUUUGGGGGAUCAAUGACGCAAAAUCUGUACCUAGCAAGCUUGUCAAUGACAUCGGCGACAUAUGCCUCGGCCAUGGCCAACCUCAUCCCCGCCAUAACCUUCGUCUUGGCCGUUUCUCUUGGGUUGGAGAAGGUGAAGCUGAGGACAGUUGCAGGGAAGGCAAAAGUGGCGGGAACAUUAAUGGGGAUCGGUGGCGCAAUGCUGCUCACGUUCUACAAGGGAAUGGAAGUCAACCUUUGGUCAAUGCACGUGAACCUGCUGCGCCACGUGGCGGCGACCCAGCAGGGCCGGGAGGGUUCGAGCAAUCUCCUCCUGGGAUCGCUUUUGGCCGUGGCCAGCUGCUUCUGCUACGCUUUGUGGUUGAUCAUUCAGGCCAAGAUGAGUGAGGGAUUCCCAUGCCAGUACACGAGCACGGCUUUGAUGACCUUCAUGGGAUCAAUCCAAGCAGUGGUUUACGCAUUGUGUCGAGAGAGGGAUUGGAGCCAGUGGAAGCUCGGAUGGAACAUCAGGCUCCUCACCGUGUCAUACUCGGGGAUCGUCGGUGCCGGGCUGUGCUUUACUCUAAUCGCCUGGUGCGUGAGGAUGAGAGGACCGGUCUUCGUGUUGGUUUUUAAUCCUUUGAUGUUGGUGAUCGUGGCCUUGGUGGGGUCUAUGGUGUUGGAUGAAAAAUUGCACCUAGGAAGCAUUCUAGGGUCAGGGCUCAUAGUACUUGGUCUCUAUGCGGUGCUAUGGGGCAAAAGAAUGGAGAAUAAGAAGAUGAAUCAGUUAGUGCCAUCGAGCAGCCCCAGUGAAUCUGAAUCCAUUGAGAUCGCUGUCGUCUCUCCCAACAAGAACGACGUUAAGGAGGGCGACGAUGUUCAAGAGUUGGCUCAAAAGGAGAGCGAAGUGAUCCAAGAAAGUUUUGAAGGGAAAAGACGCGGAGGAGGAGAACAAGCUCAAGGAGCAACCGACCUUGGAUUACCGUACCAUGUUUAUUGUCCCUAAUAUAGGAGAAAAUAUUCGGUGGUUGCAUAUCACCACAUU